This is a messenger RNA of Asparagus officinalis (garden asparagus), 3669 nucleotides long. Its product is annotated as pentatricopeptide repeat-containing protein At2g13600. The record is from RefSeq and is a predicted model, not a curated record. Lineage: Eukaryota; Viridiplantae; Streptophyta; Magnoliopsida; Asparagales; Asparagaceae. The transcript is spliced from 2 exons. Gene Ontology annotation, biological process: RNA modification. The coding region runs from base 179 to 2206 and encodes 675 amino acids. Gene Ontology annotation, molecular function: protein binding; RNA binding.
CUCAGGCUUCUCUUGGGGGAGGAAAAGAGGAGGGGCCUGAGAGAGAGAGAGAGAGAGAGAGAGAGAGAGAGAGCAUCAAAACUCUUCUGUAACUUCCAUUGCCGAGAGAGAGAGAGAGAGCAUCAAAACUCUUCUGUAACUUCCAUUGCCAAGACUUUGUGCCAUCUCUAACUAUGGGAUGGCAAAGCUUUCGACCCAACUCAAAACCCUCACCGACCUCGCCAUCUCCAACCUCAUCCAAUCCUGCACCCAAUCCCAAUCCCUCACCUCUCUCCAAGCACUCCAUGCCCAAAUCCUCAAAACCCAUUUCUCAUCCCAAACCUUCAUCCUCAACCGCCUCAUUGAUUCCUACUCCAAAUGCGGCUCCCUCGAACACGCCCGCAAACUGUUCGAUGCAAUUCCCCAACGAAACACGUUCUCUUGGAACGCCGUUAUCUCUGCGUUCACCCGCGCGGGCAAUCUCGAAGAAGCCCGACAGCUCUUUCUUGCAAUGCCGGACCCGGAUCAGUGCUCCUGGAGCUCGAUGGUUUCGGGGUUUGCCCAACAUGCCCGCUUCGAGGAAGCCCUUGAUUUCUUUGAGUCAAUGCAUGGGGAUGAUUUUUAUAUGAAUUCGUAUUCGUUGUCGAGUGCGCUGAGUGCGUCUGCGGGGUUGAUGGAUUUGAGUGCUGGGGUUCAGAUUCAUGGGUUGGUUUCGAAAUUGUCUUUGGCUUGUGAUGUGUUUAUGGGAAGUGCGCUUGUUGAUAUGUAUUCAAAGUGUAGGUGUCCGUUUGAUGCACAGAGAGUAUUUGAGGAGAUGCCUGAAAAAAAUGUGGUUUCUUGGAAUAGUUUGAUUACAUGUUAUGAGCAGAAUGGGCCUGUUAGUGAAGCUCUAGUCUUGUUUGUGAGUAUGAUGGAAUGUGGAAAUGAGCCUGAUGAAAAGACUUUUGCUAGUGUUGUUAGCGCUUGUGCUACCCUUGCGGCAAUUAGAGAAGGAACACAAUUACAUGCUCGGACUAUCAAGUUCGAUAAAUUUAGAAAUGAUUUGGUGCUUAGCAACGCGUUGGUUGACAUGUAUGCAAAAUGCAGUAGAAUUAGAGAGGCAAAGAUGGUUUUUGACCGGAUGCAGGUUAGAUGCAUUGUAUCCGAGACUUCAAUUCUGAGUGGGUAUGCGAGAUCAGCAAUGGUGAAAGAUGCAAGAUCGAUGCUUUCGGGGAUGAUGGAGAAGAAUAUUAUCGCUUGGAAUGCACUUAUUGCAGGGUAUACUCAGAGUGGCGAGGAUGAAGAGGCACUCAGAAUGUUCCUUCAAUUGAAGAGGCAAUCCAUUGGGCCAACCCAUUACACUUUUGGCAAUGUGCUUAAUGCCUGUGCCAAUCUCGCUGAUCUUCAGCUUGGCUUGCAAGCACACGGGCAUGUUUUGAAACAUGGGUUUCGAUUUGGGGAUGGACUAGAACGCGAUAUUUUCGUUGGAAAUUCACUUGUCGAUAUGUACUUAAAAAAUGGCUCCACCGAUGAAGCGGUUAAGGUGUUUGAGAGUAUGAUACAAAGAGAUAGGGUUUCUUGGAAUGCGAUGAUUGUGGGAUAUGCACAAAAUGGGUGCGGAGUUGAGGCAUUGAAUAUCUUUAAGAGAAUGCUAAGUUCGGAGGAGAAACCAGAUAAUGUCACGAUGAUUGGUGUUCUCUCUGGAUGUAGCCAUGCUGGCUUAGUUGAUGAGGGGCGGCAAUAUUUUAAAUCUAUGACUGGGGACUAUGGAUUGGUUCCAUCAAGAGAUCAUUAUGCAUGUAUGGUUGAUUUACUUGGACGAGCAGGACACUUAGAAGAAGUUGAGAGGUUUAUAAAGGAGAUGCCAAUAGAACCAGAUUCGAUUAUUUGGAGUUCAUUUCUAGCUUCAUGUAGAACUCAUGGUAAUGUGAAGAUGGGGGAGUGGGCAGCAGAGAGGCUGUUUAAGACUGAUUUUGAGAAUUCGGGAUCUUAUGUUCUGCUCUCUAACAUGUAUGCUGAGAGAGGGAGGUGGGAGGAUGUUCUGAAAUUGAGGAGGAUGAUGAAGCAGAAGGGAGUUGUUAAACAGCCAGGAUGCAGCUGGAUUGAGAUUGAGAGGAAAGUGCACGUGUUCAUGGUGAAGGAUAAAAGGCACCCAAAAAGGAAGGAGAUUUAUAGAAUCUUGAAAAUUCUCAAGAUGCAAAUGGAGAGGUUUGGUAUAGAAGAAGAAUUUUUGAUUGGUGAAUGUUGAUUUCUAAAGAGAAAUAAAGUGUUAAGGUGUUGGCUCCAUAAAGUAAAAGCAAGAUGUUAUACUUUGAAGCUCUGUUUUGCUUGCUUUGGCAUUUUUCGGCAUAGUUAGCUGGAAACUGUGUGCAACCUUCUAUACAAGCAUGCAUUAUUUUCAGUUUCCAAAGGCCCCAUUUGUGAGGAUAUGAACUGAAAGUUCAAAGAACAAGGGCUAGGAGAGUCAUCAUCCCUUUGCAAAUGGAGACAUGAAUCGCGACGAUAGGAAAACAAAGGAACAAGUGGUGGAAACUUCUGAUAAGAGGGGUAAAUGGACUGGCAAUCUUCAAGAAUUUCGAGCAACCAUAUGAAGUAAUGUACCAGGGUCUAUACACCUGGCAACAGCCGUUCCAAAAUUCUUUACAAGUUAAGAUAAAGGAACAAAUAUUCAUAACAGAUAAGGUGAAGAUAUAAUGUAGUGGAUAGUCUGGGAGAUCAAAUAUCAAUAGAUUCAAUAGUAUUAUUAUGAUUCAUGCAAAUCCAAAGAUGCUCUCCUAAGGAACUUAACAAGCAAAAUUGAGCUCACAAGAGCUUGUAGUGUACUUGUUUACCCGCUGCAUACUAAACAAAGCAAGAGAAAGUGUAAAAGUUUGUACUGGACUGAUACAAAUGAUAAUGGCCUCAAGAAGAUACUGAAUCAUGAUAAUACAGAGAGAGAAAUAUUACAUCAAAGAUCUAUAUGAUGGAUCACACGGCUUCAUCACGAGUCAAGAGUAAACUUCUGGAGAUAUAAGAUUGUGAUUAUGUCAUCCAAUAUUGAGCAGCUAGGUAUACACAGAAGCAGCGAUUUUUUUGAAAGUUGUGAUUAAUCUUUAUCCAUUACUUUUUCUAUUAUAGCUGGCUUCUGGAAGGAGAGAAAGAAUGGGAGAAAAUACAAAAUAGAACUUCAUGUUUUGACAGGCUUUAACUGGGAUUCAAAUAGUUGGGCUGGAUGUUUCAUUCCGUGUUGUCUACAGACAGAUAUAAAGUUUCUUGAAGGGAGCAGAUCACAGAGUUGGCUUCUUCAGAAUCUACAGAAAGCAGGGGUUCAGUAAACUGACCUGUCGACCGCCAGUGACGUUGACGACCUUCUCCUCCAGUGACGCCGUCGACCAAUUUCAGUCUUCGCCAAGGGUUUUGUCGAUAGUCUCCUGUGAGAAUAAGGGAGGAGGGGAUGAGAAUCUGAGGCUUUCUAUAUAUGCGUAGCAUCCUUCGGAGACGCUUGGGUGAUCGAGGAAGAUCACGAUUUCUCUAGGCGACGAAGUCGAACAGACGACUUGGGGAGUCGAACAGACGAAGCCGAUCUUGGGAGAUGAAGAACGGGGGAAAGAACGACAGCUAAGAAUGAAGCGGCGGAGCUAAGAAUGAAGCGGCGGAGCUAAGAAUGCAGCGACGGAGCUUUGGGAACUGAGGGGGCGGAGCUAAGAACGAAGCGACAGAUUAUUUUGGAAA